AUGCGUGAUGGGAAUAGGGUGUGGCAAGAAGGGGAUGAGGUAGUUUCGGCCAUGCUAGUAAAUUUCUAUUCCCAACUUUUCUCUUCCUCUAACCCUUAUGAUUUGGAUCAGAUUUUGAGUGGGGUUCAGCCUAUGGUAUCUGAUGAUGUGAGAGCAGAUCUUGAUAAGCCUUCUUCUAGUAAGGAGAUCAGUCAAGCUUUAUCUACUCGUUGGUCCCCUCCACCUGUUGGUACCUACAAAACUAAUUUUGAUGCUGCGAUAUUUUAUGAGCUGCAUUGUGCAAGACUUGGCGUCGUUUAUCGAGAUCAUUCAGGCCAAGUUAUUGCUGCCUUGAGUCAGAGGAUUGGUCUACCCCAUACGGUGGAGAUGGCUAAAGCCUUGGCUGCAAGACGAGUUAUGGAGUUUGCUAGGGAAAUAAGCAUUUUUGAUGUCAUAUUGGAGGGUGAUUGCCUGCGGGUUGUGCAAGCUUUAAAUGCUUCAGGUGGGUGCAAUACUUUGUAUGGUCAUAUAGUCAAUGAAACUAAGAGGUUAGGGGCUGUUUUGAGGCACUAUAGUUUUCAACAUGUUGGUCGGGACGAGAAUAAAUUAGCUCAUUGUUUAGCUAGGAGAGCAAUUUCAUCUGCAGAAACUGAUGUUUGGGUAGAAGAUCUACUUGGGGAUUUGGAUGAUGUGUUACAAUCCGAUUUGUCUUAA
Quercus robur (English oak) is the source of this 693-nucleotide messenger RNA. RefSeq lists its product as uncharacterized. The transcript has 2 exons. Gene Ontology annotation, molecular function: nucleic acid binding; RNA-DNA hybrid ribonuclease activity. NCBI's taxonomy places the organism in Eukaryota, Viridiplantae, Streptophyta, Magnoliopsida, Fagales, Fagaceae. The record is from RefSeq and is a predicted model, not a curated record. Bases 1 to 693 code for a protein of 230 amino acids.